This is a messenger RNA of Adineta ricciae, 1493 nucleotides long. The record is from the annotation of a GenBank genome assembly. Lineage: Eukaryota; Metazoa; Rotifera; Eurotatoria; Adinetida; Adinetidae.
AUGUCAUUAGUUCGCACUUGGAUUUCUAUUGUCUUAACUUUAAAUAUCGACCCAAUUCUGUUAAGUCAUCACUGUUUCGUCGAGGGUAUAUCUGUACAACGAACACCUAUUUCAGAUAAGAAAUACGAACAAGUGAUUGCUGAACGCUAUCUAUUUACUCCAUUCGCAGAUGAAUGCACUGCUUGGACUGUUCUCAACAACGUUUCUAAUGCGUGGCAGGUUGUUGCAUUACCAGAAUAUCAUUUUCGAGCCGCUGAAGGUGUUUGGUUACUGAUUCAAGCUAGCACUCAACCUCCAGCACGUAAUACUUUACAAAUGGCUUGGAUGUCUUUGUUUGCGAAUGGUACUCUACUAGCUUUAUCGGAUAUUGACGUGAACAGCAAAGCGAGUUUAUUAGUUGUGUCACAAAGUAUCAGUCGUAGAAUGCUCUACACUGCUGCUCUGAUCUCACCCGACGAUAUUCAGCUAAUUCUAUGUGAUCAGUUCAUUGCAACGUCAUGUAAAGUGACACGAAGUAUUUCAUUUCCAGCUGUACUUACUAGAGCAACUGCAAUAAGGGCUGGCGUAUUUAUUGAAGAUUUUGGAGUUGCAGGAUGGUUGUAUAUCGCUACUGACUCUGGUUUACAUGGAUUGGAUCUUUCUACAUUCACCGUUAUGUCUUUCAUAAAUGGAAUCAAUGUAUCUGUUUCUUCAUUAGCAUGGAGUUCAAAGCGACAGGCCGUAUUUGUCGGUACUGAAAAGAAACUUUGGAUCUGCUCCUAUGGUAGUAAAAAUGAAGGUUGGCGGUUUGAAUAUGUUACCAGUAUCAUUGAUGCACCCAUUACUUCGUUAGUAUAUAACAACGUGCAAGAUAAACUAUGGAUUGGUCAAAGCACCGGGAUAACUCUUGCUUCGCCGAUUAUCAUGUCAACUGGACGCCUUCAUUGGUAUUUUUCUCGUUUGGCUGGACAAAUUUCCAAUCCGGGUUCAGAUAUUGGACAUCUACCCUUUGCUAAUAUUACUGCUUUAAGUGUAAGUCAUUCAAAAUCGUCACCAGACGGUCGCGUAUGGUUAGGUGCUAUGAGGGGAGUCAUGCGCUUUGAUCCGAACACCACAGAUCGAAACGCUUGGCGUGUUUUUAAUAGUGCGAGAUAUAUUCCAAAUCGCGAUGCAGUAGCAGAAGUUUCUUCAUUGGCUGUAUUGAGUCCGAUUAGUAGCGCAUCUGUUGAAUUAGGUACUACUGCUGUAGCUGUUACGAGUAAAGGUUUAACGGUGCUUCGAUUCGAAAUGUGGACCUUAAAACAAAAGGCAGAACAUUUUCAAGCAUUCUUUAACCGACGGCACAGGCAUGAAAAAUACGGUCUGGUAUCUUCAUGCUAUAUGAGUUCCUGGGGAGAUAGUCGUACUUGUAUCAAAAGAGCAGAUGAAAACGAUGGUCUUUGGACUUCGAUGUAUUUGAGUAGCCAAAUCUUUCGUUAUCAAGUCACUCAAGAUGUGACAGUCAAAGCAUCGGC